AUGCUCUACUCCGACAGUGACAAACUCGUCUUCCGCUUCGACGACCACCUCCUCUGGGUCGAGCCCUGGAGCGACAAUGCACUCCGCAUCCGAGCCACAAAGCUUUCGGCCAUGCCCGCAGAGGAUUGGGCCCUUUUACCCAAGCCCGAGGCAGGCAAUCCGAGCAUUGAACUCCCCGAAGACAAAGACGGGGAAGCAACCCUAGUCAACGGCAAGAUCAAAGCUGUCGUCACCAAACGCGGCAAGCUCACCAUCUAUAAUUCUCAGGGCAGCAAGCUGCUAGAAGAGUACGCCCGGCACAGACGCGACCCGACUGACCCGAAAUGCAGCGCCUUGGAGAUUGAGGCCCGCGAGCUGCGGCCUAUCCUGGGCGGCGACUUCCAUCUUACGAUGCGUUUCGAGUCGCUUGACCCGAAAGAAAAGAUCUUCGGGAUGGGCCAGUACCAGCAGCCAGCGCUGAAUCUCAAGGGAAGUGACAUUGAGCUUGCACACCGGAACUCACAGGCUAGCGUGCCGUUUGCACUGUCAUCGCUUGGGUAUGGCUUUUUGUGGAACAAUCCCGCGAUUGGGAGGGCGGUGCUGGGGACCAAUACGAUGAGCUUCGAAGCGUACUCGACCAAAGCCUUGGACUACUGGGUCGUCGCUGGAGACUCACCGGCGGAGAUCGAGGAGGCGUAUGCCCAAGUUACGGGCUAUGUCCCGAUGAUGCCGGAGUAUGGGCUUGGAUUCUGGCAGUGCAAACUGCGGUAUUGGAACCAGGAGCAGCUGUUGGACGUGGCCAGGGAGUACAAGCGGCGGAAGGUCCCUUUGGAUGUCAUUGUCUGUGACUUUUUCCACUGGAAGCACCAGGGAGAAUGGAAGUUUGACCCUAAAUUCUGGCCUGAUCCAGAUGCGAUGGUCAAGGAACUUCAGGAGAUGAGAGUCGAACUCAUGGUCUCCAUUUGGCCCACGGUCGAAACGGCGUCCGAAAACUAUUCCGAGAUGCUCGAGAAAGGCCUUUUGAUCCGACAUGACCGCGGCCUCCGCAUCGCCAUGCAAUGCGACGGCGACAUCACGCAUUUUGACGCCACCAAUCCCGCCGCAAGAUCGUUCGUCUGGGGAAAGGCAAAGGCACACUACUAUAACAAGGGCAUCCGAAUCUUCUGGCUCGACGAAGCGGAACCAGAAUACUCCAUAUACGACUUCGAUAUCUACCGCUACCACGCCGGCAGUAAUAUGCAGAUUGGCAACACCUUCCCCAAGGAGUACGCGCGAGCCUUCUACGAGGGCAUGCAAGCGGAAGGACAAUCCAACAUCGUCAACUUGCUCCGCUGCGCGUGGGCAGGGAGCCAGAAAUACGGCGCCCUCGUCUGGAGCGGCGACAUUGCCUCGUCCUGGUCAUCGUUCCGUAACCAGCUCUCUGCAGGCUUGAAUAUGGGCAUGGCCGGGAUCCCGUGGUGGACGACUGACAUCGGCGGCUUCCACGGCGGAAACCCAGACGACCCUGCCUUCCGCGAGCUCUUCACGCGGUGGUUCCAAUGGGGCACAUUCUGUCCCGUGAUGCGUCUACAUGGAGACCGCGAGCCUAAACCAAAAGACCAGCCCACAGCUCCCGGUGCCAAUAACGAGAUCUGGUCGUAUGGCGAGGAGGUGUACGAAAUCUGCAAGCGGUACAUCUUCAUCCGCGAGAAGCUGAGACCGUACACGCGGAGUCUGAUGAAGGAGGCGCACGAGAAGGGGACACCAGUCAUCAGAACCCUUUUCUACGAGUUCCCAGAUGACAAGCGCAGCUGGGAGGUCGACUCGGAGUAUCUUUUCGGCGCGCGGUACCUCGUCGCCCCUGUUCUGGAGGCAGGGCAGCGGAGGAUCUCCGUGUAUUUACCCGCGGGUGCAUCGUGGAGGAUCUGGAAUGGGGACGGAGCUGAGGGUGAUGAGGGCGAGGAGUACGAGGGAGGACAGGAUAUCGAAGUCGACUGUUCCAUUGAGUCGAUGCCUGUUUUCGCAAGGGUGUAG
Molecule: messenger RNA, 1992 nt
Organism: Aspergillus mulundensis
Lineage: Eukaryota; Fungi; Ascomycota; Eurotiomycetes; Eurotiales; Aspergillaceae
Product: putative glycosyl hydrolase
Exons: 2
Coding region: 1-1992 (663 amino acids)
Biological process (GO): carbohydrate metabolic process
Molecular function (GO): carbohydrate binding; hydrolase activity, hydrolyzing O-glycosyl compounds
Source: RefSeq, a predicted model, not a curated record